This is a messenger RNA of Iphiclides podalirius (scarce swallowtail), 741 nucleotides long. NCBI's taxonomy places the organism in Eukaryota, Metazoa, Arthropoda, Insecta, Lepidoptera, Papilionidae. The record is from the annotation of a GenBank genome assembly.
AUGCUGGGGGGCGCCGAGUGGGGGCAGCGGGAGGCGACGCCCCCCAGGGACGCCCCCCUGCCGAGCUUCGGCUUCACUCAGGAGCAGGUCGCGUGCGUGUGCGAGGUGUUGCAGCAAGCGGGCAACAUAGAGCGGCUGGGCAGGUUCCUAUGGUCGCUACCAGCCUGCGAGAGGUUGCAUGCGCACGAGUCGGUGCUGAAGGCGAAGGCAAUGGUGGCCUUCCACCGUGGCAACUUCAAGGAGCUCUACAGGCUGCUGGAAUCGCACACCUUCAGCCCGCACAACCACACCAAGCUGCAGAACCUAUGGUUAAAGGCACACUAUAUGGAGGCAGAGAGAUUGCGCGGCAGGCCCCUGGGCGCCGUCGGCAAAUACAGGGUGAGGCGCAAGUUUCCCCUGCCCCGCACCAUUUGGGACGGCGAGGAGACCUCCUACUGCUUCAAGGAAAAGUCGAGGUCUGUGCUGCGCGACUGGUACCUCCACAACCCUUAUCCGUCGCCGAAGGAGAAAAGGGAGCUGGCAGAGACCACAGGGUUGACCACCGUCCAGGUAUCCAACUGGUUCAAGAAUAGACGGCAGAGGGAUAGACAGGCAGAGCACAAAGACAGUGGCGGUGCCGGUGACAAGCCCCUGGACUCCUCCACGGACGACGACAGCGACGCCCCCCACCCCUCCGCGAUACCCCCCCAGCCCCUAUACCCCCUCUACGAGCACCCAUUAGCGCAUUUGCAGUACCACACA